AAAGAUGGAAGAGAGAGAGUGAGUGAGAGUCAAAAAAGUUGAGUUUUUAUUUUAGUGGGACCCACGUGACACAUAUCAAAAUUUUGUGUGGAGAAGCAAAUUCACAAUUCAAAAAAGCACAAGUACGAGGAUUGUCACCAGAGUAGUAUCAUUCGACAUAAUUGGAGAAUAUCAUUUAUUAAUACAAUAAGCAUCGCUCCUUAUACCAUAAACUGCAAACUCAUACUUCAUUUGUUUAUGAAAUGUAUGUAUGAAGCAAUGCUUGUAACUACAAUACAAAACAUUCUCAAAGACACAAUCCUUAACCACAUUAAACAAUGCUCCAAUUUAAAAACACUAGAAUCAAUCUACGCAACAAUGUUCAAAACCAAUUUCAACCAAGAUUGUUUCCUUAUGAACCAAUUCAUUACCGCUUCAUCAUCAUUCUCUUCUUUUAACAUAAACUUUGCAAUUUCCACUUUCACACAAAUUACAAAACCAAACACUCUUGUUUACAAUGCACUCAUCAAAGCAUGCGUUCAUUCCCAUUCCUCUAACCAAGCAUUACUACAUUACAUCCAUAUGCUCCGAAGCAGUGUCAUACCGUCGAGUUAUUCAUUUUCGUCUUUGAUUAAGGCUUGCACGCUGUUAACAGAUGCUGUUAACGGUAAAACACUUCACGGACAUGUGUGGAAAUACGGUUUUGAUUCACAUGUCUUUGUUCAAACAACUCUGGUUGAGUUUUAUUCGAGUUUAGGCUACGUGUGUGACGCGAGGAAGGUGUUUGAUGAAAUGUCUGCGAGAGAUGUUUAUGCUUGGACGACGAUGAUUUCAGCGUAUGUGAGGAAUAAUGAUGUGGAAUCUGCGGAGAUACUGUUUGUUGAAAUGCCUGAAGGAAAAAACACUGCCACUUGGAACGCGGUGAUUGAUGGGUAUGCGAAAUUGGGGAACAUUGAGCGUGUUGAGUUUUUCUUUAAAGAAAUUCCUUCGAAAGAUAUAAUUUCGUGGACAACUUUGAUGAGUUGUUAUUUGAAGAACAAGAGAUAUGGUGAAGUGGUGAAGCUUUUUCAUGAAAUGGUCAAUGAAGGAAAGGUGGUUCCUGAUGAAGUUGCGAUAACAACUGUGAUUUCGGCUUGUGCUCAUUUAGGUGCACUUGGGUUUGGAAAAGAGGUUCAUUUUUAUUUGAUGGUGAGUGGGUUUGGUAUUGAUGUUUAUAUUGGAUCGUCAUUGAUCGACAUGUAUGCCAAAUGUGGAAGUUUAGAAAGGUCGCUUUUGGUGUUUUAUAAAUUGAAAGAGAAGAAUUUGUUUUGUUGGAAUUCAAUGAUUGAUGGACUUGCUGCACAUGGCUAUGCAAAAGAGGCGUUAAGGAUGUUUGCGGAAAUGGAGAGGGAAGGAAUAAGGCCAAAUAGAGUCACGUUUGUUAGUGUUUUAACUGCUUGUACUCAUGCGGGGUUUAUCCAAGAGGGUCGCCGAUUUUUUACGAGUAUGAUUGAGGAUUAUUGUAUUAGUCCUCAAGUUGAACAUUAUGGAUGCAUGGUUGAUUUAUUGAGCAAAGGUGGUUUGCUUGAGGAUGCUUUGGAGAUGAUUAGAGGAAUGCGGUUUGAGCCGAACAGUUUCAUUUGGGGGGCCUUGUUGAAUGGGUGUAAGGUUCAUAGAAACUUGGAAAUUGCUCGUGUCACAGUUCGGAAUCUGAUGAUUCUGGAGCCAAGUAAUAGUGGGCAUUAUAGUCUCCUUGUUAAUAUGUAUGCUGAAGUGAAUAGGUGGAGUGAUGUUGCGAAGAUCCGGACUGAGAUGAAGGAUUUGGGUGUAGAGAAGAGAUGUCCGGGGUCUAGCUGGAUUGAAAUCAACAAAGAAAUUCAUGUUUUUGCGGCUUCUGAUAAAUGUCACCCAUCUUAUGGUCAGGUUCACUUGUUGCUUGUUGAACUGGAUGAACAGCUGAGGCUAGCUGGCUUUGUACCAGAAAUGGGGUCUGUUCUUUACUGACUCUGUCUCUUCAAAUUGGAGUGUCGUUAGAAGGAUGAUCGUGUUUAUUAAACUAGUGUUGAACUUAUGAUGUAAAUUGUGCUGUACAUAGCUGAACAGUCGAAGACAAACCUUGAUAAGCUCUUGUAAGUUUUUAUGUUGCUGAACAGGAAUAUAAUUUGAGAAGUAAUGUGUCUAGGAAGGUACUUUGACUAUUGAAAGAAAUUGAUCCGACUCUCAAUAAUCUAAACAUUUGGGUUGAGAAGUACUCUUUGGCAUUGGAACAGAAAAGGAAGAGUAUUUGGAAGAUCUAGAUUCUAAAGUUCCCUAAACUGAGAAAUCCGUGAAGGAUGAAAGUGUAUGGACAGAGGCAUGAGCGGAGCAAGAGUCACACAAAAGACGAGGCCAUCUUGUGAGCAGAGAAAAGUGAGGCAAAGAUUUGGGAACUUGGAUAUAUAGAAGAAGCUAAGUAAGGCAACUCUAAAGAAACACAUGUGCAUAGAACAAAGGUCUUGUACUGAGGCAGUAAUUAAAAGAGUUUGCAUUAGCGGUUCCUUAAAACAACUUCUACUCAACAAUAAUUCUCGGAAUCCUAUCUGGACUCCACAGUUAAGCAUUCUUGAGAGAUGGUCAUAUUAGGAUGGGUGACCUUCUGGAAAAUCCUUGCGUUGCACCUCAUCCUACAUCUGUUAACUUACGAAAAAAGAAGGAAAAAAAUAUUCUACACUAGGCAGAACCUACAUUAACACAUUAAGUAGACUAAUCUCUAUGUUGUAAAUCAAUUCCUUUGUAAAUUAUCUUCUGCUUAGUAUUUCGUAAUAAAUUACCCAAUUUAGAUGAAUAAAUAUGCUAACAAAAGCAGGUUCUAUACUAGCACUAUGUCCAUGGCAAGGAAGCAAGCUUUGGCCUCUAUCACAGGGUUCCGACAUGGCUCUCUUCCUUAUCUAGGAAUUCCUUUGUUUAAAGGGAAACCUAAAGGUGCUCAUCUCGGACCCAUAGUUGACAGAUUGCAUAUUAAGAUGGCUGCUUGGAAAGGAUCUAUGCUUACCAUUAAGGGGAGGGUGCAGUUGGUUAAUGCUGUGCGCAGCAGCAUCCUGGUGUACACUUUCCAGGUGUAUAAAUGGCCUGAUAGUUUGCUGAACAAGUUAAGAAUGAUGAUUAGAAAUUUUGUUUGGAGUGGAGAUUGCAAGCAAAAGAAGUUAUGCACUGUGGCACGGAAGGAUGUGUCUAAAGAUAGAGAAGCAGGAGGUUUUGCUAUUAAGGACCCUGCUUUGGUAAAUAAGGCCUCUCUAAUGCAUCUUUGCUGGAAGUUGACGGAUAGAAAGCCUAGAACCAGUUGUUUCACCUAUAUUGACAGGAUCUCUCUACACUCUACUUGGACAAUUGGAAUCGGGGAAUCUAUCUUAUUCUGGACUGAUAAAUGGUUUUCUAGUACCAUUGUGGGUCAUUCGGGUAUCCCUGAGCAUUUGCAUCAAUUCCUAAAUAUGGAAGUUGCAAACUAUUUGGUUGAAGGAGGGAAUAUUCCUGAUUAUUUUUUGCAAAAGGAUGCUAUGCUUGCUACUAGACAUAUUCUUAGCACUGCUAUACCCUUAACUCUUGUUCCUGAUACUCUUAAUUGGACAAAUGCAACUGAUGGGGUGCUGACCAACAAGCUUGCUUAUUUACACAUUUGUGGAAACUUUCAGCAGCUUCCUUGGUGCAAGCUCAUCUGGCAGAAAUUCAUUCUUCCCUCCAGAUCCUUUAUUUUUUGGGGAUGGGCUCAUGAUAAGAAGCCCACUGAUGACAACCUUAAAAAGAGGGGAUGCAGUCUGGCGUCCAUUUGUUGUCUCUGCAGAAGUCAUUUAGAGACCUCGUCUCAUAUUUUCCUUACUUGCUCUUACUCUAAGAAUUUAUGGAGAUGGCUUAUUUCUGGAACAGACCUGAACCUUGAUCUUUCUAAUUGGUGCACCUUAAUCCUUAAUGGUUACAACAGCUGGAGUAAGCUUGUCCAGCAGAUCAUGCUUACAACAUGUUAUCUGGCUCAUAUGGCUGGAGAGAAACAAUAGGCUUUUUUAGGGCAAGAGCACCUCUGCUUCUAGCUUAAUUCACAGCCUUUUUUAGGGCAAGAGCACCUCUGCUUCUAGCCUAAUUCACAGCGUUAUUGUUUCUCUUCAGCUGAGUUACAAGUUGAUGGUUGUCAAGAAUAGUAAUUCGAUUGCUGAGUUUAAGGUUACACAGCUGUUUGGCCUUCAGAAUAGUUCAGAUGCAUUCCAGUAGCGUGAGGGAGAACAGACUCUAGGAGGUUUAUUGGCACCCUCCUCUGUUAGGAUGUAUUAAAAUUAUAGAUGGGUCUGGGUUUGGCUCACCCUCUUGUGGUGCCAUUGGAAUUUGGAGGAGUUUUUCGAACCUGGCAGUCCACCUUUUUAGGGGGCUUUUCACAGAAUAUUGGGUAUGCCACGGGCUUUGAGGCUGAGUUAUUGGGAGCUAUGUUUGCGAAUGAAAAGUCUGUGGAGUUAAAUUGGAAUGACAUUUGGUUAGAAAGCGAUUCUUUAACGGUGGUAAAAGCUUUUGGUGGUAAAAACUUUUGGUUCAAGCUCUCAUGUUCCUUGGAAGCUGAAAACCAGAUGGAAUAAUUGUAUGACUAUUGUAGUCAAUUCCGGAUACUGGUACACAGUGGCCGACCCAAAAGUGGGAUAUCAGGAUAGCCUAUAACGGUCACCGAUAUUUGAUUAUUUUUGGACAAUUUACAUGAAUA
Medicago truncatula (barrel medic) is the source of this 4675-nucleotide messenger RNA. Its product is annotated as pentatricopeptide repeat-containing protein At1g06143. Gene Ontology annotation, molecular function: RNA binding; protein binding. NCBI's taxonomy places the organism in Eukaryota, Viridiplantae, Streptophyta, Magnoliopsida, Fabales, Fabaceae. The record is from RefSeq and is a predicted model, not a curated record. The transcript has 3 exons. Gene Ontology annotation, biological process: RNA modification. The coding region runs from base 238 to 1962 and encodes 574 amino acids.